ACAGGAAGUGAUUCCCCUGCAGACAGGAAGUGACUCUGUGUGUUUGUGUGUGAGCGGCGCGGAGUGUCCGGGAGCUACCGACGAGAACUCAGCGGAACCGGGACCGAGCGGGACCGAGCAGAACCGAGCGGGACCGAGCAGGACCGAGCAGAACCGAGCGGGACCAAGCAGGACUCUGAGGGACCGAGCAGGACCGAGCGGGACCGAGCAGAACCGAGCGGGACCGAGCCGGACUGUACCGGACUCCUCGGCGGGCCGGUGUUAGCCGUUAGCUGUUAGCCUGUGUGUGUGUGUGUGUGUGUGUGUGUGUGUGUGUGUGUGUGUGUGUGUCAUGGCGGCGGGAAGCGGCGUGACUCCCGCUCACGUCGGUGACGUAGAAGAAGACGCCUCGCAGCUGCUGUUCCCUAAAGAGUUCGAGAGCGCGGAGACUCUGCUGAACUCGGAGGUCCACAUGCUGCUGGAGCACCGCAAGCAGCAGAACGAGAGCGCCGAGGACGAGCAGGAGCUGUCCGAGGUCUUCAUGAAGACCCUCAACUACACGGCCCGCUUCAGCCGCUUCAAGAACCGAGAGACCAUCACCGCCGUGCGCAGUCUCCUCCUGCAGAAGAAGCUUCAUAAGUUCGAGUUGGCCAGUUUAGCUAAUCUGUGUCCAGAAGCUGCUGAGGAGGCCAAAGCCCUGAUCCCCAGUUUGGAGGGUCGCUUUGAGGACGAGGAGCUGCAGCAGAUCCUGGACGACAUCCAGACCAAGAGGAGCUUCCAGUACUGAGACUGAGACCAGGACCAGUACUGAGACUGAGACCAGGACCAGGACUGAGACCAGGACCAGGACUGAGACUGA
Messenger RNA from Larimichthys crocea (large yellow croaker), 838 nucleotides. It is a transcript of the gene polr2d, whose product is annotated as RNA polymerase II subunit D. The coding region runs from base 332 to 766 and encodes 144 amino acids. Gene Ontology annotation, molecular function: nucleotide binding. Gene Ontology annotation, cellular component: RNA polymerase complex. The record is from RefSeq and is a predicted model, not a curated record. Lineage: Eukaryota; Metazoa; Chordata; Actinopteri; Sciaenidae. The transcript has 4 exons. Gene Ontology annotation, biological process: DNA-templated transcription initiation.